This is a messenger RNA of Cuscuta epithymum, 1636 nucleotides long. The record is from the annotation of a GenBank genome assembly. NCBI's taxonomy places the organism in Eukaryota, Viridiplantae, Streptophyta, Magnoliopsida, Solanales, Convolvulaceae.
CUCGUGUACAAUUUAGCAUACAAAACAAAGAAAACAAAUUGGUGUGUUUGGUAAAAAUCUAAUAUUGAGCUCCAUCUCUAAUCAGCCAAACUGCUAAAACAUACUCCGAAUCGCUCAUUAGCUCGUCUAACAAGUUUGUCGCUAAAUCCUUCCAUAGUUCCAUCCCUAAUAAGCCAAACUGGUCUUUUCUCUCAGCAGCUCUAUUCCUGCUUUGUUGGAGCUACAUUUCUUAAGCUGAAACGAUCAGGCUUGAAAAAGGAUAGAUCCGCCCCUAUGUCUAUGUUCUAAAGCACAGGGAUCUCCUCUUGGACUCUUUUUCCUUCAAAAUUAAUCGAUGGAGAUGAAGCAAAAAACAAGCACUUCUACAUCAGAUCCAAGUCUAGCAAAAUCUAAGAACAAGAAGGACAAGGGAAAAGCCUCGAAAAAGGGGUUGAACAUAGAAGGCUAUCAAAUCGAAGGAAUUUCAAUUGCGGGGCAUGAGACUUGUGUCAUUAUCCCCACUCUAAAUUUGGCAUUUGAUAUUGGCAAGUGCCCACAACGUGCUGUGUCUCAACAAUUUAUCUUCAUUUCCCAUGGACAUAUGGACCACAUAGGAGGACUGCCCAUGCAUGUGGCUACACGUGGCCUCUAUGGAAUGGUUCCACCUACAAUAGUUGUGCCAUAUGAGGUUAAAGAAAGCGUUGAGAAGAUUUUUGAAGCACAUAGAGCUAUGGACCAAUCUGAACUCAAGCACACUUUGAUUGCUUUGGAUGUGGGAGAAGAGUUUGUUUUAAGGAAGGAUCUAAAAGUAAGGGCGUUCAGAACUUACCAUGUCAUACCCAGCCAGGGUUACAUAGUUUAUUCUAUAAAGCAUAAGCUUAAACAAGAAUACAUUGGCCUUUCAGGAGAAGAGAUAAAGAGAUUGAAGGCAUCAAAUGUGGAGAUCACAAACACUAUAAAUACACCUGAAAUCGCUUUUACAGGAGACACGAUGUCAGAUUUCAUUUUAGACAAUGAUAACAUUGAUGUUUUGAGGACGAGGAUACUCAUUAUGGAGGUAUACAACAUCACCUAGUACCUACCUAGAGAAAACAACUACAGUAGAGGAUGCUAGGGAGCGUGGCCAUAUGCAUUUGUCUGAGAUAAUCAAGUAUGCAGACAGAUUUGAAAACAAAGCGAUACUUCUGAUUCAUUUUUCAGCUCGUUAUAAACUAGAUGUUAUUGAGGAAGCUAUUUCGGCAAUACCUCCACCUUUGGCUGGCAGAGUUUUUGCCCUCACCGAAGGGUUUUGAUGUGUAGGGGAAUGGAAAGACACCAAAUAAAGAAUGCCUUUCUAAGAACAUCUCCAAUGCAUUGUAGUCUAGUCUAGUUAAAGUGUCACCUCAUUAAAUUAGACUUGGACAAUUUAUUACCUCAUGCAACCUUUGUUAGGCAUGGCAAUGAGUCGAGGCGGGGCGGGUACCGCAAGACUCGGACCUACCCCAUGACUUUACCGGGUGGACCCGCCUCUCCCCAUGACUCGCAUAGUCGCAUGAGUCCAAAUUUGUUUACCCAUGAGGCCAUGACCCGCCCUGUCCCGCCGUAACUUAAUUACCAAUGCAUAUCUAUUUGCGUGACGUCAUUAUCACUUGAAUAUACUUAAAGUUUAUCUCUAGAC